AUGUCGACCACGGCCUUUGACAAUGCGGCCGACGCUGCUUCUGUGAGCCACGGCCGUGCUCCGUGGUUCCGGUCGGUGCCCUUCCAGAUCGUGGUUGCCUGCGGCGUGUCCUUUACGGCGCCCGGCAUGUGGGAUGCCCUGGGCGGGCUCGGAGCCGGCGGUGCUGCCGAGCCGUAUGCCGUCUCGGCUGCCAACGCCCUCGUAUACGGCCUGUUUGCCGUCUUCUGCGUCGCCGCCGGCGCCAUCAACAACCGCAUCGGCCUCAAGUACGGCCUCGCCAUUGGUGCCGUCGGCUACCCGCUCUACGGCGCCGGGCUCUACACCAACAACAUCAACGCCAACACGUGGUUCAUGCUCUUUGGCAGUGCCCUCUGCGGCAUCUCGGCCGGCUUCUUCUGGGCUGCCGAGGCCGCCAUCAUCAUCGGCUACCCGUCUCCCAAGGACCGCGCCUUCUACCUCGCCAUCUGGCAGACGGCCAAGGCUGCAGGCCCUAUUGUCGGCGGUGCCAUCAAUCUCGGCCUCAACGCCAACCGCGACUCGGCCGGCUCCGUCAGCUCGGCGACCUACAUUGUCUUCAUCGUCAUCAUGUGCCUGGGCCUGCCCAUUGCGCUGACCCUGAGCCCGGCCGACAGGGUCUGGCGCAAGGACGGCACCAGGGUCGUCACCCGCACCGAGGACACCUGGGCUGCCGAGUUCAUGGCCGUCGGCCGCCUGUUUGCCUCGCGCCGCGUCCUGCUGCUGCUCCCGGCCUUCUUCAUCAGCUAUUUCUACAACGGCUUCCUGAGCACCUUCCUGACCAGCUACUUCACCGUCCGCUCGCGCGCCUUCUCGUCCUUCUUUACCAACUUUGCGGGCAUCUUCAGCUCCUUCAUCAUCGCCACGCUGCUCGACAACCAGCGCAUCUUCAUCAAGACGCGCGCCCGCAUCGCCUUCCUGAGCAUCAUCACCAUCCUCGUGGGCACCUGGAUCUGGGCGACCAUCCUCCAGAAGCAGUUCUACGACGCCCCCGAGAAGCCCGUCUUUGACUGGUUCCAGGGCGGCUUUGGCAAGUCGUACGCGCUCGUCUUCUUCUGGACCUUUGGCGGGCAGGCGUUCCAGCAGUUCCUCUACUGGCUCGUGGGCCAGUACGCGACCGACCUCUCGUCCCUCAGCCACCACACGGGUAUCCUGCGCGGCGUCGAGGCCCUGGGCCAGACCGUCGCCUGGGCCAUGCAGUCCGAGGGCAACGCGAACCACUUUGUCAGCAUCGGCAUCAACUUUGGCAUCACCCUGUUGUGCGUGGUCCCGACGUGGAUCAUCCUCAGCGAGCUCGAGCACAGCCACGAGGUCAAGGUCACCGAGCAAGACAUCGUCGCUGCCCGUGCGGGUGAGGAGGCGGGAGUGGUGGGUGGCAAGGAGUCGUCCGAAGCCGAGUCUGCGCGCCAGCAGCCUGCGUCGACUGUGCAGUAG
Messenger RNA from Microdochium trichocladiopsis, 1449 nucleotides. RefSeq names its product major facilitator superfamily domain-containing protein. NCBI's taxonomy places the organism in Eukaryota, Fungi, Ascomycota, Sordariomycetes, Xylariales, Microdochiaceae. Gene Ontology annotation, molecular function: transmembrane transporter activity. The record is from RefSeq and is a predicted model, not a curated record. The transcript has a single exon. Gene Ontology annotation, biological process: transmembrane transport. The coding region runs from base 1 to 1449 and encodes 482 amino acids.